Molecule: messenger RNA, 8635 nt
Organism: Myxocyprinus asiaticus (Chinese sucker)
Lineage: Eukaryota; Metazoa; Chordata; Actinopteri; Cypriniformes; Catostomidae
Product: TBC1 domain family member 10B-like
Exons: 10
Coding region: 1384-4014 (876 amino acids)
Source: RefSeq, a predicted model, not a curated record
CUGGUUAUUUUAUGUUAAAUUCAAACCUUUGUCCAUCUGAAUUCCACUUCGUCUGAAAUAAAGCAAGCAAACAUCACGUGAUCUUCUGUGACUGAUGUAGGUUCAGCAGACGACUAGAAGCUCAAAUGUCCAGUUUGACUCUCUUUUCAAUUCCACCCCCGACUGCGACUGGCAAAUCUCGCUGGUCGGCAAAUCGAGAUGCAGUUCAAGUCGAACACACAUCCACGUUUUUCCUGAACGCAGAAGUGUUCCACGAUUCGACUGUUUUCAAUUUCCGGUCUCCACUGUUUUUACUUGCAUCGGCGUAUAUUCUUAGCAGGUAAUGUAAUGUUUAAGGUAUUACAUUUGUAUAAAUUGUCUAAAAACAUGCUGAUUCUUCACAGAGUUGAAGUUCACAUUUUUUUUUUUUUUUUACAUUUAUGCAUUUGGCAAAUGCUUUUAUCCAAAGUGACUUACAGUGCCCUUAUUACUGGUAUAAUCCCCCUGGAGCAACCCAGAGUUAAGUGCCUUGCUCAAGGACACAAUGGUGGUGGCUGUGGGGAUCGAACCAACAACCUUCUGCUUAUCAGUUCAGCACUUUAGUCCACUAUACUACCACACCACUUUUUAUAGACAGUGCCUCACCUGAGUGUGUAGAUAACAUGAAGCGAUGGUCAGAGAUAAGUUAGGUUGAUAUCAUUUAUGCUGAGUAGUGAUGGGUCGUUCAUGAAUAAUUCGUUCAUAUACCGACUAUCGGUUGACUAUUGAAAAUGUAAAUUAUUGUUGUUGUUCUCUGGAUCGCUCGUUUUGGCAGUUUUUACUUACCGUCUCGAGACCAAAAAUACAAAACAGGCAAUUAGAAUCAUCAUGGCGCCGACUAGUGGUGACUUGUGCGUCAUGACGUUAGUCGAUCCUGCGCGUGUCCGAAGCUCACGGCUCGCGGGUGCGCGCACGUCGCUGUCACUCAGAGUUGGUGGUAGGAAAUGCGGACACGGCGAAAUGUCAGCAGGGCCAUGCUUAUCUUUUCUAGCGAUGCGGCCCAAUACACUCCUUUCUUGACGCUUAAAAACGAAACGCACAUGUCUUCUCAAUGCCAAUAUUGAUGAGGAUCUGGUUUCAUACGGAUGAACGGGACAGCAGCGCACAGCGGCAGUGUUUAGCUAACACCUCUGCUAGCCCAGCAACACGCCACCCUCCAGAGAAAGAGCCCUAACCACACGGGCUACCUCUCACUGUUCAUGUUGUAAUUGAAACUUUACUAUCAUCUCAAAGGCCAACCAGCGGCUUGCUACACUCACACCUUUAAUCCGGUCAGCGGCGAGUGGGGGUCACGGUAACCGAAGCGGACAGGAGCCCUCCGGGACGGAUCUCACAGCUGCGGCUGUUACACAUUGAGGGGCAGCUAUGGCUGAAAUCUCUGCCCUCAAUCCUUCGCCCCCUGGUAUGGGCAACCAAUCAGUGCAUGCUCACUCUAGCCCACUCCCUCUGCCGUCAGAGACACCCAUCUCAAAAUCAGCUCUAUAUGGGGACCGAGCAGUGAUGGGGAACCCAACAUUACAGGCAGGAGGUGGGAAAAACUCCUCUUCCCCAGGUUCAACUUGGGAGGCCACACCUGCCCAGAACAGUAUCGCUUCCUCUACAAUGGCAACAAAAAGUCCUGCUGAUCCACCGGUAGAGAUCCUAGCUGCUGCAGAUGGAGGGUCUAAUGGGAAAAAUGAUUUAAUUGGUCACACAGAAGCGCAGUGCUCAGAGCAGGAGCAACAGAUGCCAUUUUCCCUUGAACUUAAUCCCAAUCCUAAUCUCUACCCCAAUGUUCAAAUUAACCAGAUCUCCAAUCCUGCACCCCCCAGUUACAUUCCACCUGAGCUUCCCCUUCCCUCUGUUGCCAUUUUUGCAGAACAUCUCUCAACCUCCAACCCUGCCCCCACUCACUCAUCACAAGAAUCCAGCCAAACAUCAGCAGUUCCUUCUGAAGCACAAGCACCCACCCAGAACCCCAAACCCAGCACUCCCAGUACAGACAAGACGGCCCCUGAGCCUCUUUGCACACCCUCCAAAGUUGAACAUCCAGCUGUACUGGUGCAGGAGUCAGGUGGGUCCCUGGGUCUGCCAUACACGGUCACAUAUACUCGUCCGGCUCCAGACACGCUGAGCUACCUGGAGUCGGCCAGCCUGAUGUCGGGCACACUGGAGUCUCUGUCUGGGCUUGGCGAGGACGGCAGUUCACUGGGGUCAGACUCCGAGAUCAACGGCCCAGUGCGACGUACUGAUAAAUAUGGGUUCCUGGGAGGAGCGCAGUACAGUGAGAGCAGUGAGGCUGAGAUCCAGGUGGCUGUGGCAAGACAGAGAGAGAUGAAAUGGCUGGACAUGUUCAGAAACUGGGACAAGUGGAUAACACGACGCUUUCAAAAGGUAAAAAUGCGCUGCAGGAAAGGAAUCCCCUCUUCGCUCAGAGCUAAAGCCUGGCAGCUGCUCUCCAACAGCCAGGAACUUCUUGAGUCCAAUCCUGGGAAGUUUGAGGAGCUGGAGCAAGAGCCAGGAGAUCCAAAGUGGUUGGACAUCAUUGAGAAGGACUUGCACAGGCAGUUCCCAUUCCAUGAGAUGUUUGCUGCUCGGGGAGGAUAUGGCCAGCAGGACCUGUACCGGAUUUUGAAGGCCUACACCAUUUACCGGCCGGAUGAGGGCUACUGUCAGGCCCAGGCACCAGUGGCAGCAGUUCUGCUCAUGCACAUGCCUGCUGAGCAAGCCUUCUGGUGUCUCGUGCAGAUCUGUGAGAAAUACUUGCCUGGGUACUACAGCGCUGGGUUGGAAGCUAUCCAGCUUGAUGGAGAGGUUUUUUUCUCUCUGUUGAGGAGAGUGUGUCCCAUGGCUUACCGCCACCUGAAGAAAUUUAAGAUAGACCCAAUCCUGUACAUGACAGAGUGGUUCAUGUGCAUCUUCUCCCGUACGCUGCCUUGGAUCUGCGUCUUACGCGUCUGGGACAUGUUCUUCUGUGAAGGAGUGAAGAUUGUGUUCCGGGUGGGUCUGGUGCUACUCAAGCAGAUGCUGGGAUCUGUGGAUAAGCUCCGUGAGUUGCAGGGCAUGUACGAGACUAUGGAGCGACUGAGGAACAUUCCCCCUGAAACUAUCAGGGAGGAAUUUCUUGUGCAAGAGAUUGUCACUCUAUCUGUGACAGAGGCUCUCGUUGAGAGAGAGUGUAGUAUUCAGGUGCGGAAGUGGCGGGAAUCUCGUGGAGAGUUGACCCAUCAACCAGGCCGUAGGCUGCACGGCACACGGGCCAUCUUCGAGCAAAAGCACCGGGUUGAUGCGAUCAGCUCUGGGGGAAGCCUGUCCUUCCUGGGCGGUCCUCCUCCUGGCCCCUUGCGUGCCUCAUCAAGCCUCCUUUCCCUUCCUGGCCUUAGAAAGGUCAAGAUACCAUUUCAUUCUCAGAAUAAGAAAGGCUCCAUCUCUGGCAGCUUGUGCUCGGAUGCUGUCCCACUGCAGCCUCUUGGAAGCAGCACUGGUGUGGUGGGACCACAAUCCUCGGCCGGGAUGACCCACUCAAAGCCUCCUGUAUCACCUCCCCAUAAUACCGGAGACGGGGGGCGGCCGCAGGCACCGCAUGGACCCAGUCCACUAGCUGCAGCAUCUUCUACUACCAUGGCACUGGCUCCAACCGCACAUGCAUCCAGCGCGCACACACUCCAAACGAAAGUUGUCUCUGAACACAUCACCCCCACCAUCCCCUCACCCACUGCCAACAACGCCCCAUUACCACCGUGCCCCGAGUCCACAAAAACAGCACCUGCAGGGGCAGCAGAAGAGGAUGGAAAGAAGAAAAAGAAAAGCAAAGAGUACAAGAAGAGAGAGAGAGAGGAGGAAAAGCAGAAGUCUCGAGAAAAGAAGGAGAGGGAAAAGACAGAGAAGGAACGACUGAAGAAAGAGAAAGAGAAAGCUGAGAAGAAAAAGGAAAAGGGGGGGAAGAGAAAAGACAAAGGAGGAGUUGGAGAGAUGGAGGAGAAGAAUGGAGGCGCAGCAGCGAAAGAUUUGGCCUAAUUCCUGACCUAUCAUCUCUUCAGAUGGAAGGGCAGGAGGAGGAGGAUGGGGGGAAAAAAGGACAAGGAAUCAAAGCGGCUGUAGGCUGGUGGAAAGAGAGGGAGAGACAGAGAGGAUAAAUGAACAAUCUCCUGUAACGUCCAUUUCAUCAUAAGUACUACUCAUUUCACAAGGAUAACUGGAUCACUGCACAUGCCCCACAUGCUUAACCUCUCAUCAUCAUCGCCUCUGCUUGACAGUGCUUACAAAGCCUGACGUCAACCUGACGAAACAUGACAAAUUUAUUAUUAUUUGGUUGAAAUUGUUUUUUAUUUUAUUUAUUUUUUUAAAGAUGGAUACCAGAUUUAUGAGAUCAACAGGAACAGUGUAAUUAGUAGUCAGUUCUAGUAUACUGGGUGCCAUGAUGUACAUAAACCUCUUGCGCCUUUAGGCCCAUCUGUGCCAGUUCAGCCCCACAAUCCCUUCUGUACAUCACCUAAGAGGCGUCUCAACCAGAAUAUACUGAAUAAAACAUUUCUCAAAUGAAUGCACAGAGAAAAGCAAGGCAACAACUUUAGCCCUUGUGCUAAUAACAUGCGUUAUGUGUGAGAGUGUUCUGGAGGACCUAUUUAUUCAUUGUAUUGUUGUUUGUUAGUGUGUUAUCAUAUGUCUGUGCCUUGGCAGUGUAGUAAAUUGUAAAUCAGUCUUUUGCUGCAGACAGGUCUGAAUAGGUUCUUCUCUCUUUUCAGUUUCCUCUUAAAGGAGCUUCUUCCAGUCACACUAACAUAGAGAGUUAAAGUGCAAAAAGUGUUAGGAAGUGGCCAUUAGGGGGAGUGGAAGAGCUGAGGAACAAAGGCCUGAAUUAGAAACUGAGGACUGGGAGGAAAGGUGCAUCAAAAAGUCAUGACUUGGAUAACCACUUUUUAAGUAUGGUGCAGCCUCUAAUAUUUAAGUUAACAUAAUUACGAACAGGAGAUUCUUCAAAAAACAAAUAGAUGGCAGAAAGUUUAGAUAUCAGUCCAUCGCUAUGUCAGCCUCACCAAAAAUGCAGCGUUUCAUUGUCACUCCACUUUCUCUGAUCCAGAAGAGCUUGUUUGAUUUUUUUUUUUUUUUUUUUUUUUCUCUCUUUCAGCUUGGCAUUAACUGCAGUACUGGUUAAAAUCUGCUAAGAGUAUAGUGGUCCAGUCAUUCAAUGUCGUUUGAUAUUAAUUAUUUUGAUAUUAAUAUGGAUGGAGUUUUGCACUGAGGCCUGUUUUCACCAGUAACCUUGAUGGAUUUUGAUGUAGGGCACUUUCUAAUCCAGUUCACCUUACUCCUUCAAUCUGCGUUUUUUGGAUUGGAAAGGUUUGGCGCAGCAGUGUAGCAUUAACAUUUGAAGCUCUUGGCUUGAUGUACAGACUUGUAUUAAUUUAAUCAUAAACCAUAUGAAAUCUAUUACAGCAAUUGUUAGUCCUCUUUUGGAUUAUUAUUAUUGUAUUUUUUUCUAUGCAAGUACAUGGAGGCCUGAUAGACUGGAAUGGCAGUGAGCUUUAUUUAUAAAGAGGGCCCAAUGUUAGGAGAGUGUUGUGGAUUUGGAGAACUUUGUAUUUAGUAAAAGGAUUUAUUUUUGUUUUAUUUUGUAAGUGCUGAAAAUUAUUUUUGCACAUUUUCUCCCAACUUCCUGGAGAACAAAGCCAAGCAGUUGUUAUUUAUUUCAGACAUUUUAAAAUCACAAGUGAUAUGGGAGAUGGUGAUUUCAUACUGAUGAUUAUUUCGCUCUAUUCUGAUCUUGUUUUUUCUUUCUUUUUUGUUUGUAAUUAUGUGCCCAUCAUAUUGAAGGGGGAAAUUAACAUUUAGAGUUGUUUUUAGAUUGAGAGAGAAGGAAAGGAUGGUCCAGACAUGCUCAAUGAAAUUUAAGAGAGGCAUUUCUUUGUUAGGUAAAUUGUUAAAUAGUAACAAAUAACAAACCCCUUUCCUGAACAGUGUUACUCUUUAUGUGAAGUGAAAACUGAUAAAUUGAAUACUCACUCUUCCUUAACCACCAAACCUUCAGUAUUAUGAAUUAUUCUGAUACUUUCACCUGGUGAUUGGACCUUUCAUGGGUUUUUAUUGUGCUUUUAAGACCCGUACUCCGUAUAUAGGAUACUUGAGUUUCUGACAAGAGACCUGAAGUGGGAUUUCUGUUUAGAUCUAGUUCACAUUGAUCAUCUGGAUUCAGCUGAAGAAUCCCAUGCACUCGCAUAAACCGGAUUUUUACCUAUCAGGCCUCCUUUACUACUGUUUUGUCUGUAUUGCAAAGGGUAAUCAACAGAUGGACUUACAGCGGUUUGUACUCUACGCUCAUCAAGAUUUAAUGCAAGGGUUGUCCAAAGUUGGUUUACUAACACUCUGAGACAGCUAGGACAGGGUGCAAAAUAUUUGACUUGUCUUAUGGGUUUUUGCAUUGGUCAGUAUGACCCAAUGUAUGUUGUAGGAUUGUUGCAAAAAUAAUUUUAAUAAUUUUUAUUUUUUUUUAGUUUUUUUAUUAGGGUUAGUGUUCUUUCAUCCUGUCACUUGUAUGUCUUAUGCUUGUUUUAAUGUUUACAUUAAACCAUUUACAGUUGUUCCAUAACUGCAGAAGAGGAAGUAUUUAAUAAUUAAUUUGAUGACAGUUGUGAUGAGUAAUAAAUCAUAAUAUAUUAAAAGCCCCCCUCGUGUGAUUCUUGUUGGUGUAUUUUUGGGAUUUGGAGUUUUAAAAUGUCACCCAUGUAACUAUGGUUAUACAGUGAACUAUAGCAGACUACAGACACCUUUUGGCAAAUUCAUAAUUUAAAGCAAAGCAUUAAUACAUACAUGAUAAAUGUGGAUCAUAAAAUUAGUAUUUUAUUCCCCAAGUGGGUGUCAUUCGAACGUCUUUUUUCCUUUUAAUGAGAUAUUAUGAUUCCAUUUAACCAUCAUGCAUUCCCUUGCGACUCAGUACACUUGGCAUUGCAUCAGGAAGCUGACGCUAUGGGGCAUGUCCUUCUAUAAGACCUAGUUUAAACCUUUCUACAAUAAUGGCAAUUCUAAAGUUGGCUAUGGUGUUUAAGCCUCACCUUUUUAGGCAUGAAGCUGUCCAGUAUAAAAGCAGCGUGCAAACACCAUUCCUUAGAAAUGUUGCAAUGUUUUCUUCUUUAGUUGUCAUAUGAACAAUCAGACAGUAAGUACACUGAAGAGCUAGUUUAGCCCCUUAACUGGCACCGUCCCAUAUAUGGGACAUUUUUCUGCUUUUUUUUUUAGCGUUUUUUUAUGUUUAUUGGAAUAUAUUACCUUCAUAUCCGACUUUAAUCAUGACAAACCUAAUAUCGUUUGAGAUCUUCAAGUUGCUAGCUUCGAAAUAUGCCCACUGUUUUGCGAUCUGAAUGACACCAUUACAGUAAUGUAUUAAAAUACUUAAAGAGUGGAUUUUAAAACAUUCAACAUGUGAGCGGUAUUACUUAUCUUUUAUAUAUUCUGGUCAUGAUCUGAUCAGAUGAUGGCAGGAAAUUCAAGCAUACAAUCCAUGGUAAAUGUCCACGAUUGAAGGUAAACUCAACCAUUUUAUCCAAAACAGUGAAAAUUUAGGAAAAAACUGACUGAUUAUCCUUUGCUUGCAUCAUCACUUAUAUUAAAAUGUCUAUUAUCAAUAAAAUAUUGAUUAUAAAACAUAUUUUAUCAAUUAGCAUCGAGGUCUUUAGGUCUUCGCUAUUCUGGUGAAAAUUCCGUGUUGUUUGAGCCUACCCAUGAGUCUCUCUGUGAUUCACAGCUGGAGCUGUCAGUCAAACCAGAUCAAAGGCUCCAUGACCUCUCCAAAAUUCAGUGAAUAGAUCCAGCCAAUGGAUCGCCAGUCAAGAUUUGAUUGACAGGUCAUGUAGCCAUUGGUAUGACGUUUCCAUGGUUCAGGGAUUGGCCUCACUCAUUCUAGAACAGUGACAUCAUCCUUGUGUUUGUUUGGAUAGAGAACCUAAGGCCACCAUUAUGCUCUGAGCUUUCUUCCAUUUCUGAUGACCGAUCGGAGCCGAAAUCUAACGUUUUCGCUGCUUCUUUCAAUGGAUCUAUGCAAAAACACUACAAUCUUGCUAGAUUUGAGUACUUCUGAAUAAGUUCCAUGCAGUUUUGAGGAAGAAUAAACACAAAACUGGCAGGAGCGCAUAUUCUGUGUUUGCACUCAUAGCAGUUAUAGGGCUAAAGCUAAAUGCACAGGCGCUGAUCAGUAUGAAUGGGCUCUUUGGAUCAUUUAUUAUUUUAUUUAGUGGUGUAAACAAACUAUUAUAUAAUUUAUAGCAGAAAAAUAUAUGUUUGUUAUAAAUAUGAAUAGUUACUGGCUUCCACUACUAACAAUACUUACACUGUAACCUUGCAUUAUAAAUGUAAUUAUAAUAAUUAUAAUCUAUAAUGAAUUUUAUAUAAUGUUUUGCAAUAAAAUAGUGUGUCCUCAUAUGUGUUUUGAGUGGUGUGUCUGAAAUGUUUUUUUUUUUUUUUUUUUUUGUUUAAUUUCUAAAAUUCGUUUUAUUCACUCUUGCACCAAUGAAGUUCUGAUUUCAUCCUGUGGCCACUUUUGGUACUGUGCCUAGUAAAUGUUUUCAUAAUUUACUUGAAAUUUAGGACACAACUUGGUUUGAUGUACGGCUUUAAGUUUCUUUUGUUUUGUUUUUUUUUUUUUGGG